This is a messenger RNA of Dicentrarchus labrax (European seabass), 1783 nucleotides long. RefSeq names its product myc target 1a (gene myct1a). Gene Ontology annotation, cellular component: nucleoplasm. Lineage: Eukaryota; Metazoa; Chordata; Actinopteri; Moronidae. Bases 317 to 919 code for a protein of 200 amino acids. The transcript is spliced from 2 exons. The record is from RefSeq and is a predicted model, not a curated record.
GAAAUGUGACAGUGUAGUUUUCCGCUUCCAUAAACAAGACGGCUGCCAGAGUUAGCCGCCAGUCAGUCCUGUGUGCCUCUGGGCUGAGUCUCCCUCUGAGAGAGACAGACAUACUGACAGAGAAAGUUAGCAAAGGACGAGAGAGGGAGAAAGUGAGAGAACAGGAAAGAGGGGAGGCAGAAACACAGGAAAAGCCAUCAGAAAGAAAAGAGAGACAGACAAGAAUUGACAGAAAAAGAGUAGAAGGGAGAAGAAGAGAGUAAAAGACAGACUGAACUGAGUCUCAGUCUGUCUUCUCCUCUGACAGGACAAAGUCAUGGCUGAGAAUAACACAAAUUUAUUUCUGGAAAUACUUCAGUCUUUUGAUGCUGUCCCUCUGAUCAUAGCUUUCUGUGUGUCCAUGGCGGUGGGCCUGGUCUUGGGGGCUGUGGUUUACGUGAUCUUGACCUGGAUGUCCCGACGGAGAGCGGGCUCUGCCAGCAUCACCCGCCGUCCUCCUCGCCAAUCACGCACGUCUUCCCGUAACCGUCCGGGCUUUAAUCGCAACAGCAGCUACGACCGGCGCAGCAACAACAGUUUGGUCAGUGCUGCCUUAAGCUUCCACCGCCAGACUUCCUCCCCAGACCACCUCGACCCACUGGGGCACAAAUCCAGCUUCAGGGCCUCCACCUUCCACCCUCUCCUCCAGUGCAGCCAAAUUGCGAGGGAGGCAGAGGAGGGGAGCCAGACCACGCUGCCUCGUACACCGACUUUGACCGCGUCAACUGGAUCAGCUCAAACAGCAGCCCAGCAAGCUGCCACCCCACCCAGACCCGAGUCAUUUUGGGGUAACAAUGGCCUGAGGGGUAUCCAUGCUACACAGACCCCACCUCCAGCUUAUGAGAGCAUUAUUAGAGCUUAUCAGGAAACAUGCACCUGAGGAGUGACAGCACGAGGCUGACUGUAACUAAAUGAGCCCAGAGUUGUAAAUGGAUUUACAAAUGAUAUUGGACUAAAUCUGUAGUGAUUUAUAUGACCAGGUGGAGCUGAGUGGAGCAAACAAGGACAUCAAGGUCAACUGUGGGCAUUCCUCAGCACAAUAACAACAACAGUCAGUUUCAAGAGUCAGUCUUUUGGUUUGUUAACAUAUAUAUAUCUCGGGGUGACAAAAGCAUACUUGCCUUUCAUCAUUUAAUACUGAUGUAAAAUUAAAAGAUCAUUUGACACUCUCAGCAAUAUGGCAAUGACUGCUUAUGAACAGAAAUCCUUCUUUAAACAUUAACAGUCUGUAUUUAGUGGUGAUCGACAAUCAUGUAUGCUUGCACAGAAUCUUUGUUUAAUUUAGACAAAAAUCUACAAAUAAAUACUGAUGACUGGGCAUUUAUGCUUCAAAGGAAGACUUCUCCUUUGCUGAUCACCUAAUAACUAUGCAAAAGAGAGAAUGAUUGUGUAUGUGCACCCCAAAGGAGGGCGAGUGUUUGUGUGUUAGCCUGUGAUUAAUAAACUGUAGAUGUUUGUCAGUGAUGCAUCAAUGCAAAACCUGGUGGAAAAAGCUUUAAACUCAUUUGAUGUUUUUAUUGCUGCCUCACACGUUAUUUUUUUUUUACAGAGCUGUGGUAUUGUGGGUGUGUCUGGCAUUUUAAGUAAUUAAGUGUGUCUGUCUGUGUAUUUACAUGUACAGUAUGUGUGAAUGAGAGAGAAGGAGACCGAAACGUGGGCAUUGUGAAGUUUUUGUAUUUUAUAUUUUAAUGUAAUUUACUGAACUUUUCUCAUAAGUUAAUGCAAUAAAAGCAAGAAUAACAAA